GGAGGGGAAGGGAGGGGAAGGGAAGGGAUGUCUUCUAUUCGGUACCGUGACUGUGAAAGUUAUUCGAAUGAAACACACCGCAGGAGGCACAACCGAGCCUGCUUACUUAUUGCUAUAAAAACAAUCUGACACCUGAACCUUUCUGACAUCUCCCUCUUUCUCUCUGUCGCCGUUGCGCAGUAAGUGCGGCGCGCGCCCGCCCGCCUCAGUCGCCUCUUUGAUCGUGUACCGCGCGCCUGGAGCCCCCCGGGCCGGAGCAGGUGUCCCGUGAGCGCGUGCCGUGCCGUGUGGCAGGUCCUCUGGUCGCACCAGAGCACGGCGAUGGAGGGCGGGGCCUGGGUCUGGGGCGAUGAGGUGCAAGCAGAAGAGAGGUGCGGGGCGUAUGUUGUCGCGGGCCUCAUCCUGGCCGCGCUGGCGGCCGCGGCCGGCCUGUGCCUGGUCACCCUCGUCUCCAGGGUGGCGGUCGGGGUGCGGGCCACGCGUCGCAUGCGGAGGGUCCUGGCGCCGAUGCCGGGCCCGGCCGCGCUGCCAAUCCUCGGCAACAUCCCGGAACUGUUGACCUCGCAGGACAAGUUCUGGACCAAGAUCACGACGCUCAUGUCGCGGUACGCGCCCACCUUCUGCUUCUGGCUCGGCCCCACGCCCUUCGUCGUCAUCACCGACCCCCGCGACUACGAGCACGUGAUGGGCAGCGCCAGGUUCAACGACAAGUCGUCGUGGUACCCGCUCGCCCGGGCCGCCCUGGGCACGGGGCUCAUCACGCUGAACGGCGAGCCGUGGCGCAGGCACCGCAAGGCCAUCGCGCCGUCCCUGCACCAGCACGUCCUCGUCCAGAACGUGGAGGUAUUCCGUCGCAAGGCAUGCGAGCUGUCGCACAUGCUGUCGCGCGCGGCGCGCUCCGCCGAGACCGUCGACAUUCUCGAGUUCUGCAACCUGGUGUCCAUGGACUCGGUGUGCGAGACGCUGCUGUCCGCCGACCUGUCGCACCACGGCGCGGCCCUGGGCCGCUUCGUGGACCUGACGACGGACGCGGCGAGGAGCGUGACGACGCGCAUCUGCAAGCCGUGGCUGCUGUGGGACAGUCUGUACGCGCUGACGAGGGCCGGCAGGACGGCGGCGCGCACCAUGCAGGAGACGGACGCGUUCAUCGACGGCGUCAUCGCCAAGAGGAAAGACGGGGAUCGAAAGGAUGCCGCUAAAGUAACCAAGCGGUCCUUCCUGGAGCACGCCCUGGCGAGCGAGAACCUGGCCAACCUCAUGACGGCCGAGGAGUGGCGCGAGGAGGCCAAGGCCAUGGUGGUGGCCGGCCAGGGCACGGUGGCGCACUGCCUCAGCUUCGCGCUCCUCCUGCUCGCCAUGCACCCCGACAGCCAGGAUCGCCUCCGUCGGGAGCUCGAGGACGUGUUCGGCGAGGACCCCGACCGGUCCGUCACGGAGCACGAGCUGCCCCACCUGCAGUACACGGAGCGCGUCAUCCUCGAGACGCUGCGCCUGUUCCCGCUGGUGCCCGUGUUCGGCCGGGACUGCCCCGAGGACGUGCAGCUGCCCAGCGGCCACGCCGUGCCGCGCGGCGCGCACCUCUUUAUGUUCCCCUUCCACACGCAGCGCGACCCUGCGUGGUUCCCAGAGCCCUUACGCUUUGACCCAGACCGGUUCCUGCCCGAGCGGGUCCGCGGCCGGCCACCGCUAAGUUUCUCCGCCUUCAGCGCCGGCCCGCGUUCGUGCAUCGGCCAGCGCUACGCCAUGAUGUACCUCAAGACGGUGCUCGCCACGGUGAUGCGGCGCUUCGCCGUGCACCGCGCGCCGGGCGACGUCAGGGGGGUGGCGGACUUGCCCAUUGAGAUCGGCGUCAUCCUCAGCCUUGACGGGGGCUUCCAAGUCCGAGUGUCGGAGCUCGGGGAUCCUCCCUCAAGCGCCCAAGCCGCCACCCGUCACAUCCACUGAAUCUUUGGUUUGAUGGCUGUGCUUCACUUUGACUUAUGCCUGAACUCAAUUUUUGUCUAGCGGGGCUUUACAAACAGAGGCCAUAUUGUUUGUCAAUUUUAGUUGGCCGCAUCUGCCCAUUCAUAUUCCCACUAAUGAAAAAUAAGCACUGAUAUGGACCAAGGUCUAUCGUAGCAACAAAAACAAACCAUUAAACGGCUCCGUCAAGUUGAAACUUGUUGAUCGAAAAGUGAAUCUACUGAUACCCCUUUGUACACACAAGUAGUUUUCUAUGUACUGUAGUAUUGGCAUGCGUACGGCUAACGGUGGUGGCCGCCUAUGACCGCCUCACCAAUUUCCAAUGUGGGGGCCACCGCGCCGUCUCGCAGAUCCCACAUGGUGUCGGUGUGGAGGGGGCCGUCCCGCCCCGCACGACUGAUGCGCACUGCGGGUGUGCCUAGCCCUCGUCUCACAGGGGCUCGAGCCUCUCCGCCCGCGGUACUAGACAUACAGACAACUGAUCAUUUUUCUAGAGGCAUCAAGGAUUCCAGGAUUCGAAAAUUUUUCCGAGGCCGUGAAGUAUAUGUGGCAUACGUGCAAAGAACUUGCGACAGAGCAAUGGGAAAUAACUGACACAUGUUUAAGCUGUUUAAGCUCUGCCGCCAAAAUACUAUUUUCGGAAUAUUUCAAAGAGGGCGGCGACAUUUGAACGCUGCGCCGCUGCUCAGAGGUUGUCCAGUUAAGACGGAUCCGUGCGGACCCGUGCGGACGCACACGGAUUGUGCGGAACUUUGCGGAAGCACGUUUUAAAAGGCAUUGGUGGGUCUAAAAAUGGUUGCAUAUGUGUUCACUAACAUAUGUUUGGAAAAAGGAACAUUGUUCUACAAAAAUAAUGCCACUUUUUAGCCAUAUGCUUAUAAAGUACAGUAAAACCUCCCGAGAAUAAAAUGGCUUAAAAGUGGCAUUACUUUUGUAGAACAAUGUUCCUCUUUCCAAAUAUA
This is a messenger RNA of Frankliniella occidentalis (western flower thrips), 2924 nucleotides long. RefSeq names its product cytochrome P450 4C1-like. The transcript is spliced from 4 exons. NCBI's taxonomy places the organism in Eukaryota, Metazoa, Arthropoda, Insecta, Thysanoptera, Thripidae. Gene Ontology annotation, molecular function: oxidoreductase activity, acting on paired donors, with incorporation or reduction of molecular oxygen; heme binding; iron ion binding. Bases 322 to 1944 code for a protein of 540 amino acids. The record is from RefSeq and is a predicted model, not a curated record.